This is a messenger RNA of Acipenser ruthenus (sterlet), 2694 nucleotides long. RefSeq names its product psychosine receptor-like. The transcript is spliced from 3 exons. Gene Ontology annotation, molecular function: G protein-coupled receptor activity. The coding region runs from base 971 to 1930 and encodes 319 amino acids. NCBI's taxonomy places the organism in Eukaryota, Metazoa, Chordata, Actinopteri, Acipenseriformes, Acipenseridae. Gene Ontology annotation, cellular component: membrane. The record is from RefSeq and is a predicted model, not a curated record. Gene Ontology annotation, biological process: G protein-coupled receptor signaling pathway.
UGUCAGACAGAAAUAAAUAUUGCAAUCAAGCCCCACAAUCUCAAUCUCAACCUGAGCUCAUGUGUUGCUGAACCCAGCCUUUGCAGUGUGAAAUCCCAAAUCAAGACUCCUCACCUGUUUGACAUCACCUGACCAUUACCAUCCACCUCUGUGUAGCCAGGAUGUACAAGGAUUUUCACGCAGAGACAACAUUUUAAGAAUAAGGUUGGGAAACCCAGCUCUGUGGUGUGAAGAGUAAUUGAGGACGAGGGAUUAUUGACAGACUGGAGUGGUACUUUAAUCUGAGUGGCAUUAAACUGGAUCGGUUAUCUAUAAGGUUUGGAGCAACAGAACCACCAUCAAUAAUUUAGGAGAAGGUAAGUGAAAAUAAUUGAAGUAAUUUCCUUUUUUAAAAGUUAUCCUUGAAGACAUAUAUGUCACUAUGAAACUAUGACAUUUAGAAAUACUAAAAGAUACUUAAUAAAUUCAAUGACAACAUUGUUUUGGUUUGAAAGCAGGUACAGACACAAGUGGGUUGUGUGAAAUGUAUGCUUGUUGACAUCCUGUUAUUUUUAAAGGAAGGAAGUGCUGUACAUCACUUUAGACCAACACUGCAAUAAGGCAGGUGUAGUACCAGAAGGGGCAAGCGAUAAGGGACAAGAAACAGGUAUCAACUUUCUAAUUGAUUUCUCUGUUGCAUAUUUAUUUAUUUAUUGGAAUUUAGUAGCACAGAUACCUGUAUUUACUACUGAGCACGUUUUGUAUUUGGUAUGUACAAAUUCAAAAAUACUUUGUAACCCUCGGAAGCAUAGAGCGCCAGUGCUGCCAGUCAGAAUAGAUCAUGUUUUUCUCUAUGUAAUAAUAAUUACUAUAGGCUUUACACUGAUGAUAUUUAUGCAUAUUCUGCAAUUGCUUCUUUGGAUACUUCCUCUGCUUUGUUUGUUUUUGUUCCAGAAGUCUUGAAGAUUGGAAACCAGACUAUCCUGUUUCAAUGUCCUUGAAUAAUACCACGGACUGUUUCAUUGAGCAUGGCCUUGACCAGUUUGUGUUCCCCUUAGUGUAUAUUACUGUCAUUGUGAUAAGCAUUCCAGCAAACUCGUUAUCACUAUACGUGUCCUACAAACAUAUAAAAAGGGGAAAUGAGCUAGGCAUCUACCUCUUCAACUUAUCAAUGGCAGAUCUGCUUUACACGCUGACCUUGCCAUUAUGGGUGGAUUACUCUCUGCAACAUGACAACUGGAAGCAUGGGCCUCAUCUGUGUAGGUUGUGCAGCUUUCUGAUGUACACAAACUUUUAUACUAGUGCAGCCUUCCUGUGCUGCAUAUCAAUAGACAGAUACUUGGCGGUUGUUUAUCCGUUAAGAUUCUAUGUUUUGAGAAAAGUAAAAACUGCAAUUUACGUCAGCGGACUAAUCUGGGCUAUUGAAUUGUCAGGUAAUAUUAUUUUAUUGACUCAAAAUGACCACUCGGACCAUUUGCUCUGCUACGACAGAUAUCCUUUGGAAAAAUGGAAAGCUACGUUAAAUUGUGGGCGGUUCUUUAUAGGGUUCCUGCUGCCAGCAAUGCUGAUGAUAUUUUGCUGUCAAAGGAUUUACAAAGCUAUCAAAAGUAAUAUAGCCACCCAAGAUCAUGAUAAGAUAAAGAUUAAAAAGUUGCUCUUAAGCAUUGUGGUAGCUUUUUUAAUUUGCUUCACUCCUUACCAUAUCGUUAUGCUGAUUCGGAGCAUAACCGAGCCACAAAUGUGCGAAGUUGCCAAGAGACUGUUUGUGCCCUACAAAAUAACCAUGGCUCUAUCAAGCUUCAACUGCAUUGCUGACCCCUUUCUCUAUUCCUUUGUAAGUGAAAGUGCCAGAACAGACAUGCUCACUGCUGUCUUGAUUUUCAAGAAAAAGCCUAGACAAUCUGGUGGACUGAAUGAUGUAAAUGCAGCCCCAGCUGAAAAAGAAGGAUAGUUUGUUUACACGCUUUCAGUAAAGGAUGUUGUGAGAUGUCGUUUUUUUUUUAUUAUAUAUUGUGAAAUUUGAAAAAUACCAGUUGCUAUUUAGUUAUAUGCUUAUAUAGUUAUGUCCUUUAGAAUGGUUAGUUUAGUGUGAAUGGGUGAUUAACUGCUGUACGGUUUUCUUUUUUUCUAUAACCUGAAAGAUUUUUUUUUUUUUUGGGAAAAAUACUAGUGGCAUACCAAAAUAAUACCAGUGUAUUGCCCUGAAGAACCUCGGAAAACCAUUAGUAGAGUGCAUCAUUUCCAGCAAUGGCAGCACAAUGGACAUGGAACCAAUGUUUCACAGUUUCCACAGUUGGUUCAUACCAUUGUGAUGCCAUUAGUAUGUGACUAUAUUCAAUUGUAACAAAUGUGACUCCUUUUCACCAGUUACUCACACCAUUGUACUAUUGUUGCCCUUCAGGACAGAACCAUUGCAUUGCCAUUGUAGUGCUGCAUUGUCAUUGAAAAUAAUUGCUAAUAUAAGGGUAACACCACCAUGGCUAUAGCAGUGAUAUUAGUUUGAAUUGAAUUCCUGCCUUAUUGUUUUGCAUAUAUUGUUACACUGUCUGGUUGAACAUCUCACAUUUCACAUUUUGUUAAAACUGAAAUAUUAUACUUCUCUAAAAUAUUGUAAAUAUUUCCAGCAUGUACAUUGUGUUGAUCGCUGUAAUGCAAAACUGAUGUGGGCAAUUGACUUAGUUUUGCCUGUAUUAAAAAUAAAUAAUAUUUUCUGUA